Molecule: messenger RNA, 1470 nt
Organism: Opisthocomus hoazin
Lineage: Eukaryota; Metazoa; Chordata; Aves; Opisthocomiformes; Opisthocomidae
Source: RefSeq, a predicted model, not a curated record
AUGCCAACCCCGAACAUCUCCACUUCUGCAGCCAAAGGCUUCCGCAGAGCAGUGUCGGAGCUGGACUCCAAGCAAGCUGAAGCCAUCAUGUCUCCACGGUUCAUUGGUAGACGUCAAAGCCUCAUUGAAGAUGCCAGGAAGGAAAGAGAGGCUGCAGCUGCAGCUGCUGCAGAGUCUACAGAGACCAUUGUCUUUGAGGAGAAGGAUGGGAGAGCCAUGCUGAACCUCUUCUUCAUGCUCAAGGGAGCCAAGACUUCACCACUGUCCCGUGCACUUAAGGUUUUUGAGACAUUUGAGGCUAAAAUUCACCACCUGGAGACCAGGCUUAGCCGAAAGGCCCGUGAAGAGACUGCUGAACUGGAGUACUUUGUGCGCUGUGAAGUCCAUAGCUCUGACCUCAAUACUUUCAUUAGCUCCAUCAAGAGGGUAACAGAAGACGUGAGAACCACUAAGGAAGAUAAGUUUCACUGGUUUCCCAGAAAAAUCUGUGAAUUGGACAAGUGCCACCAUUUGGUCACCAAAUUUGAACCUGACUUGGAUCUGGAUCACCCGGGCUACUCUGACCAAGUAUAUCGCCAGAGAAGGAAAUCAAUAGCAGAAAUUGCUUUUCACUAUAAGCACGGGGACCCGAUCCCUCAUGUGGAGUACACGGCGGAGGAGAUUGCUACCUGGAAGGAGGUGUACAGCACCCUGAAGAGCCUGUACCCCACCCAUGCCUGCAAGGAGUACCUUGAAGCUUUCAAUCUACUGGAGAAAUUCUGCGGCUACAAUGAGAACAACAUCCCUCAGCUGGAGGAGGUCUCCUGCUUCCUGAAAGAGAGGACCGGCUUCCAGCUCCGGCCGGUGGCUGGCUUGCUGUCAGCACGGGACUUCCUCGCCAGCCUGGCCUUCCGCGUCUUCCAGUGCACGCAGUACAUCCGCCACUCGUCCUCGGCCCUGCACUCCCCCGAGCCGGAUUGCUGUCAUGAACUGCUGGGGCACGUCCCAAUGCUGGCCGACAAGACGUUUGCCCAGUUCUCCCAGGACAUUGGGCUGGCGUCUCUGGGAGCAACUGAUGAAGAAAUUGAGAAACUUGCAACACUUUACUGGUUUACGGUGGAGUUUGGGCUCUGCAGACAGAACGGGAUAGUCAAAGCUUACGGAGCCGGGCUCCUGUCUUCCUAUGGGGAGCUCAUACACUCCUUGUCAGAUGAACCAGAGGUGCGAGACUUUGAUCCUGAUGCUGCUGCUGUUCAGCCCUACCAGGACCAGAACUACCAGCCUGUUUAUUUUGUGUCUGAGAGCUUCAGCGAUGCCAAAAGUAAACUGAGGAGCUAUGCAGCACACAUCAAGCGGCCGUUCUUGGUGAAAUAUGAGCCCUACACCCACAGUGUCGAGCUCCUGGACAGCCCUCAGACGAUCUCUCACUCCCUGGAGAGCGUAAGGGAUGAGCUUCACUCACUGAUUAACGCACUCAAUGUUAUCAGUUAA